Molecule: messenger RNA, 360 nt
Organism: Staurois parvus
Lineage: Eukaryota; Metazoa; Chordata; Amphibia; Anura; Ranidae
Source: the annotation of a GenBank genome assembly
CAGUUCUGGGUAGGGGGCACACGGCAUUCCCCGCCGGCACCCAGCAAUCUCCGAGUAUUACCGACGGGGGAGAGACCUGUGUAUAAGCAACACAGAUCUCCCCUGUCAGCUCCUGCACACUGCUUUGUAUGGCUCUGCAUAACAGAGCCACAGUAAAGCACACACACAGCACACAGUAAAACAGCACCCCGUUAACCCUUUGAUUGCCCCACAUGUUAACCCCUUCCUGCCCAGUACCAUUAGUACAGUGUCAGUGCUUUUUAUUAGCACUGAUUACUGUAUUGGUGUCCCUGGGGAUGUCAGUAACACCAUGUCAGUUCCCCCCAGUGUCAGAAUCCCCACCGCAGUCCUGUACAUAGU